AUGGGGGCAUUCCAGCAACUGAUGGCAAAAAUGAUAGCAGGCCUGGAAGGAGUUGACGCAUUCUUAGACGACAUCAUCAUUCACAGUGAAGACGAAGAAAAACAUUACGCAGCUCUCACUGCUCUUUUCAAGCGUCUGCGCGAUUAUGGUUUCCAUUUACGUCUGGACAAAUGCCGGUUCAACCAAAAGGAAAUCAAGUAUCUCGGACACAUAGUUGAUGCAAAGGGGAUCCGGCCCGAUCCAGCGAAAAUAUCAGUAAUCUCCCAGAUGCCUCCUCCAACUGACGUUACAACUCUACGAUCAUUCUUGGGUGCCGUUAACUUUUACGGAAAAUUUGUUCAAGCAACGCACCAGUUACGCCAUCCUCUGGAUAAUCUGUUGAAGAAUGACGCAAAGUUUAUCUGGAGCCAGGAAUGUCAGCAUGCGUUUUCGGAUAUCAAAAGGGUGAUGCAUCCAAACCGGCAUCGGAGCAGUCAUUAUGCAUCGGUUUCCCAACGGCACCAUCAAAGCGAUUUCACACGCUGCCAAAUCGCUCAAUCAAGCAAAAUUACAGCUGAGCAAAAUUACAGCCAGAUUGAGAAGGAAGCACUUGCGUUGGUGUUUGCCUGUACAAAAUUCCAUCGCAUGCUUUGGGGUCGUCGUUUUAGACUGCAAACCGACCAUCAACCGUCGCUGAAAAAUUUCGGAUGCAAAAAGGGAAUUCCGGUUCACACAGCUAACCGUCUCCAGCGUUGGGCACUAACUCUAUUAGGCUACGAUUUUGAUAUCGAAUUCGUGUCAACGCAUAAUUUCGGAUAUGCUGAUGUUCUUUCACGCCUGAUAAAUAAUCACGAGAAGCCAGACGAGGAAGCAGUAAUCGCAAUGGUUCGCGCUGAGGCAGACGUCAGUUUUGGAUUGCAAGACACUCUGCAAAACCUUCCGGUCACUGCUGAAAUGAUGCAAGAUUCAACAGCUAAAGAUCCAGUGCUGCAGAAGGUGAUAUAUUAUAUCCAGGAUGGCUGGCCGGUGCGUAGCAAAGCUAUUCCUGAGAUCGAGGUAAGACCGUUCUUUGGCCAUCGAGAAUCCUACUCAUUGGUUGGUCGCUGCGUGAUGAUGAUGGAUCGAGUCGUUGUUCCCGUAAGUUUCCAGAAAAGUAUUCUUAAAUGGAUUCAUCAAGGACAUCCUGGAAUCGAGCGAUCAAAAGCAAUUGCUCGAGGUAUUGUUUUCUGGCCAAGAAUCGACAAAGACAUUGAUGACUAUGUUCGAAGAUGUUCAGAUUGUGCAAGUGCUGCAAAAUCUCCAACACAAGCAAACCCACAGCCCUGGCCAACUGCUGACGGUCCAUGGCAACAUCUUCAUUUAGAUUUUGCGGUCCAUUGGAAGGAUACUACUAUCUUGUUCACUCAUCCGCAAUCAAAUGGUCAAGCGGAGCGGUUUGUGGAUACCCUGAAGCGUUCACUAAAGAAAAUUAUUGGAGGAGGAGAAACAUCAACCGCAACAGCACUUCAAACGUUCCUGCACAUCUACAGAUCAACACCCUCUGCCGUGCUUGGUGGGAAGUCACUUGAUCAAUCAAUGAUUGGACGUUCCAUGCGGACAACUCUGGACCUUCUACGCACCACGUGCUCACCUGUUAUGCAACAAACAAAACACAAUCGAAGCUUUAAAGCUGGAUCACCUGUUUUUGCCAAGGCGUAUUCAAGCAAUGAAAGCUGGAAGUGGAUGCCUGGUGUUGUGCUCGAACGAAUCGGCAAUGUCAACUACAACAUUUUGCUAAAUCAUCAGGUUGGCCGUCGCAAAGUGCUUCGAUCUCAUAUUGACCAAUUGGAGAUUCGUUCAAAAGAUGAACCUUUGUCAGUAGAUAAACCAGUUCCGUUACAAAUUCUCAUUGAGAGUUUCGAACUGCAGCAGCAAGCAGUCCCGGUACAGUAG
Molecule: messenger RNA, 1911 nt
Organism: Wyeomyia smithii (pitcher-plant mosquito)
Lineage: Eukaryota; Metazoa; Arthropoda; Insecta; Diptera; Culicidae
Exons: 3
Coding region: 1-1911 (636 amino acids)
Molecular function (GO): nucleic acid binding
Source: RefSeq, a predicted model, not a curated record